GGCAAAGCCGGUCUGGGCGACGACUUCGCCUUCGCGGACCCGUCUGCGUUUUUCGCGAUGCUUUUCGGCUCGGAUCAGAUGGAGAGCUUCGUCGGGCGGCUCCAGCUCGCGACCGUCGCCGCCGCGGGCGCGGACUUGAAGCGCGAGGAGCUGCACUUGCUGCAGGACAGACGCGUCGCGAGGCUCGCGGUGAAGCUCGCCGCGGUGUUGGAAGGGUUCGUGAGCGGGCAGAGCGAGGAGGAUUUUAGAAGGGUGACGACGGCGAUGGCGAGCGAACUCGUCAAGGCUUCGUACGGGGAGCUCAUGCUGCAUCUGAUCGGGUUCGUGUACGAGAAGCAGAGCGCGGAGUACCUCGCGGAUCCGGUCGCGGGCGCGGGGUCGUGGGCGGAUCUCGGAGUGCGGUCGGGCGUCGCGAGGGCGGAGCAGUACGGCCGGCGGGUGCAGACGCAAUUCGCCGCCGUCGGCGCGGGGUUGAAGAUCUUCAAGAGCUACCAGUCCGCGGAGAAGGAAGCGGCGGGGGCGAAGACGACGGAGGAGGGCGACGUCAUCCGCGCGAAAAAGACGCAAGACAUGCUGCCGCACUUCCUCGAGGCGCUGUGGAACACGAGCGCGCUGGACAUCGAGAGCACGCUGCGCGUCGUGUGCGACAAGGUGUUGCACGAUCACGCGGUGGACGCCGCGGCGAGGAAAAAGCGAGGCGUCGCGCUCGGCGUCUUGGGCGCGUUCUACACACUGGUCCCCAUACGACCGCGUUGGCGUGGUGAACGCCGAUCCUUAAGGACUUUUGCCGUCGUCUCUCUCCGCCCACCCCACGCUUUCAAUCCCCGCCCUCGACGCCUUUCAACUCCACCUGACGCCUUUGAACUUCACCCCGACGUUCGCUCGAACGGAACGACCCUCAGGCGAGGUAUUCGGCGCCGCGAAGGCGCCGGAGGGGGCGACGAACGACCCGAUGAAGAAGCUGGAGGAGGCGAUGCGGAGGGCGUUCCAAGGGGAUGAAGACGACGGCGACGGGACGUACGAGCAGCAGACGGACUGCUGAUCUGAUGGAUGGACGGAAAGAAGUCCUACGAGUACACGUAGACUACUAGUAGACGAGUUUUCGACGCGAAAAUAUCGUUACGC
Molecule: messenger RNA, 1125 nt
Organism: Micromonas pusilla CCMP1545
Lineage: Eukaryota; Viridiplantae; Chlorophyta; Mamiellophyceae; Mamiellales; Mamiellaceae
Exons: 2
Coding region: 58-999 (313 amino acids)
Source: RefSeq, a predicted model, not a curated record